This is a messenger RNA of Phacochoerus africanus (Common warthog), 1122 nucleotides long. RefSeq names its product transmembrane gamma-carboxyglutamic acid protein 1. NCBI's taxonomy places the organism in Eukaryota, Metazoa, Chordata, Mammalia, Artiodactyla, Suidae. The transcript has 4 exons. Bases 204 to 941 code for a protein of 245 amino acids. Gene Ontology annotation, cellular component: extracellular region. The record is from RefSeq and is a predicted model, not a curated record. Gene Ontology annotation, molecular function: calcium ion binding.
CUCGGGAGAGAGAUGAGUGGAAAUUAGUGUGUGUGUUCAGGGCCAUUGGUUUUGUAAUUGAGCUGUUGAUGUAUUUUCUAAGUGUCCCUUCAGGAGAAAGGCGAAACUGAUGGAAUUUAAGAGGAAAUAAUUGAAUGGAAGGAUGAAGAGGUGCAGUGUCAAAACUUAAAAACUAUUAAUGCCUUGAGAUAGUCAUAGUACAGAUGAAGCCAAACUUUAAAGGAUGUGGAGGUGUGAAAGUCAGGAGUCAUCAUCCCAGGACCUGCUGGAGACCACAAGAAAACAUGGGGAGAAUUUUCCUCACAGGAGAAAAAGCCAAUUCAGUAUUAAAACGCUACCCAAGAGCUAAUGGAUUUUUUGAGGAAAUAAGACAGGGCAACAUUGAGCGUGAGUGCAAAGAAGAAGUCUGCACAUUUGAAGAAGCGAGAGAAGCUUUUGAAAAUGAUGAAAAAACUAAGGAGUUCUGGAGCACGUACACAAAAGCACAACAAGGAGAGAGCAACAGAGGAAGUGACUGGUUUCAGUUUUACCUUACCUUCCCAUUGAUCUUUGGCCUCUUCAUUAUCCUCCUUGUCAUUUUCCUCAUCUGGAGAUGCUUCCUGAGAAACAAAACUCGCAGACAGACAGUGACUGAAGGCCAUAUUCCUUUCCCUCAGCACCUCAAUAUCAUCACCCCGCCUCCCCCACCAGAUGAAGUGUUUGAUAGCAGCGGAUUGUCACCAGGCUUUCUGGAAUAUGUGGUUGGGCGCUCCGAUUCGGUCUCCACCCGCCUGUCCAACUGCGAUCCCCCACCGACCUAUGAGGAAGCCACUGGCCAGGUGAACCUGCGCAGGAGCGAAACAGAACCUCACUUAGACCCACCCCCGGAGUAUGAGGACAUCAUCAACUCCAGCUCAGCCAGUGCCAUCGCUAUGGUGCCUGUGGUCACCACCAUCAAAUGAACCUGCACACUUCUUUUUACUAGAAUCGUUUUUAAAAUACUAAUGCAAGGACUUUCUAGCACUUUACCACUACAUACAUGUGCAUUUGACUUAUUGGACUCUGACAGCAUACCACUUCACACCCUCUGAUUUGAUUUUCAUUAGUUUUGUUUCCUGCUAUUAAAAUCGUUAUCCAUGCUCA